Aspergillus chevalieri is the source of this 1581-nucleotide messenger RNA. RefSeq lists its product as uncharacterized. The transcript is spliced from 5 exons. The record is from RefSeq and is a predicted model, not a curated record. Bases 1 to 1581 code for a protein of 526 amino acids. Gene Ontology annotation, cellular component: endoplasmic reticulum membrane; glycosylphosphatidylinositol-mannosyltransferase I complex. Gene Ontology annotation, molecular function: mannosyltransferase activity. Gene Ontology annotation, biological process: GPI anchor biosynthetic process; protein processing. Lineage: Eukaryota; Fungi; Ascomycota; Eurotiomycetes; Eurotiales; Aspergillaceae.
AUGAGACGAAGAAUCACCUUCAUCCAACCCCCCAAUGCCCCCUUCUCCCCCGACCAAGCCGUCCUCACCCCUGACGCCCUCACGAUCACCAACCUCGACGCUGUCCGCGAAGAACGGCUCACCGUUAGCUAUGAUGAGUUGCCAGACGAUGUACGAGCCGUCCUAGAUCAAUACCAGGCAGUUCAUAUCCGCUGGGCCACGGAAGACCCGUAUACCGCUGCCGCGCCGUUUGCGAGUAGGAUUUCGCCGGGGUUGCAUGUUUUUGUUUCGGGAAAGAAGCGUACCGAGGGGGAAGAUGUACUAUGUCCAUUGCUGAAGAGGGUGUUUUGGGAGGAGGUGGAAUGCUUGAGUACUGAGAAAUCGUUCAUAGAGCCUCCCAUCCUCUCGAAGCGUUUCUCCUCCACCGCUGACUCGUACUACUGGUCCCUCCUCCCCUUUUCAAGUCCGCUGGUCAGGUAUAUCGAAGACAACAUCUGUGCCAAAGCGUCAGAUAAAGCGUCGGAUAACUGCUUAAAACUCGCUCGGUCGCUAUACGCAGACUCAAUUGACAUCAGCUACGAUAGCAUCUCGCAUGCCCUGACUGUGUCGGCGGUGUCGAGUAGAACACAUGGGGGGCAGGGGUGGACGGAGAGGAUUACGAAGCCGGACGAGAAUAGUAAUGAUGGAAGGGAGGGGAUUGAUCAGGUGGAGGUUGGAUUGUUGACGACGGAGAAGGCGGCAGAUGAGGAGGAUAUCAAGAUGGGUGGGUUGCUAAGUGUUGUGGGGAGGGAUGAGAAGAUGAAGCCGACGAUGUUUUCCUUCCCAUCGCGGCACCAUGCUCUACCGGAUGACGCGACGUAUUUGACUUCCUUCCCCCAUCCGAGAGGUCUCCAUCCGACAAUGACUCUUUCCCUCUCUCCGUCAGCGCUGAAAGCACCCUCCGCUCCGGCAGACGCAACCUGUGCGCUGCAUACAUAUCUUACCCUCCCAUCGUCGAUCUUUGGUGACAAAUACCAACUCUCCACGACGGAUCCGCUCUUCCUCAAAUCGCACAAUCUAGCUGCCCUCCGCGCCGUCUUCGGCGAAACAGACCUUGAGGCACCAGAUUGGGGCGUUGACCGCUGGGGAUCGAACUGGUUACUCGAACUCGCUACUCCAGAGAACCCCGAAGAGGUCACAGGUGAAUGGAACGUGACUAUCCCACUACACCUGCGCUACUUGCCCCCCUCCAAGUCUGGAUACCGUACUAUACAAGUCCCAUGGCCGGUAGUCUUCUGGGCGUGCACGGCUGAAGGAGGAACGAAGAUGGGGAUCAACCCGUUUGACCGGGUGAAUCUGGGUUGGGAGGGGUUGUUUGGCUCGCGGACGAUGUUUUACCAGGUGCAUCCUGGUGAUAAUGAUGAUGCCCGUCUUGUUGAGAAGAUAACCGUGCCUGUUUUGCAGUUGGAUGAGAAACAGGGUCUGUUCCGGAGUAAGACCAUCGAGCUCAGUACGGUGGUGGUUAUUGUGCUCGGUUUUGUGUGGGUGUUGUGGAAGCUUGGGGUGGUGGUGUCUUCGUCUUCAUCUUCGGGGAAGAAGGGUAAGCAGGGGAAGACUGAAUGA